Macaca mulatta (Rhesus monkey) is the source of this 1169-nucleotide messenger RNA. RefSeq names its product centromere protein P (gene CENPP). NCBI's taxonomy places the organism in Eukaryota, Metazoa, Chordata, Mammalia, Primates, Cercopithecidae. Gene Ontology annotation, cellular component: chromosome, centromeric region; nucleus. Gene Ontology annotation, biological process: CENP-A containing chromatin assembly. The record is from RefSeq and is marked provisional.
GAGGCUUGAAGCGCCGGUGAAGCGCUCAGGUCGGAGUGACAGCGGCGCUGCCUGUCAGGCUCGGGUGAGCAACGCGCCAUGGACGCAGAGCUGGCAGAGGAGCGCGUCUUGCAAGCUGAGAUCGCGGCGGUGCGGCGAGCGUGUGAGAACCCACCGGCGCCCUGGGAAGAGAAGUCCAGAGUCCAAAAAUCUUUUCAAGCCAUACACCAAUUCACUUCGGAAGGAUGGAAGUCUUCAAAAGAUCUGAAGAAUCAGCUUGGACAUUUAGAAUCAGAACUUUCAUUUCUAAGUACGCUUACUGGCAUCAAUAUAAGAAAUUACUCCAGGCAGACAGAAGACCUAACAAGCACUGAGAUGGCAGAAAAGAGUAUAAGAAAAGUUCUACAGAGACACAGAUUAUCAGGAAAUUGCCACAUGGUUACAUUUCAACUUGAAUUUCAGAUUCUGGAAAUUCAGAAUAAGGAGAGAUUAUCUUCUGCUGUUACUGACCUCAACAUAAUAAUGGAGCCCACAGAAUGCUCAGAAUUAAGUGAAUUUGUGUCUAGAGCAGAAGACAGAAAAGAUCUGUUCAUGUUUUUUCGAAGCCUGCAUUUUUUUGUGGAGUGGUUUGAAUAUCGUAAGCGCACGUUUAAACAUUUCAAGGAAAAGUACCCAGAUGCCGUGUACCUCUCGGAGGGGCCCUCCUCCUGCUCCAUGGGGAUCCGCAGUGCCAGCCGGCCAGGGUUUGAAUUAGUCAUUGUUUGGAGGAUACAAAUAGAUGAAGACGGGAAGGUUUUUCCAAAGCUGGAUCUUCUCACCAAAGUCCCACAGCGAGCCCUGGAGCUGGACAAGAACAGAGCCAUAGAAGCCGCUCCUCUCAGCUUCCGAACCCUGCUCGGAGUGCUUGGAAUCGAAGCUGCUCUGGAAAGCUUGAUAAAAUCGCUUUGUGCAGAGGAGAACAACUAGUUCUAAAACAGUGAACGGGAGGGUUAAGAUGCUGCGCGGAGGAGCAUGCAAUUUUAUUGAAUAUAAACAUUUGCUAUUUUCCACUUAGAACCACAACCUGAAGACAUGCUGUCUAUGCAGUUAUGGCACAUUAUAUGGAAAUUCUGAUGACAUGAAAAAUAAAUACAGCUAGUUAAGUAUAAAAUGCCAAAUAAAAGUGACAUGUACAAUGUGGUUUAUAAAAA